Benincasa hispida (wax gourd) is the source of this 2282-nucleotide messenger RNA. Lineage: Eukaryota; Viridiplantae; Streptophyta; Magnoliopsida; Cucurbitales; Cucurbitaceae. The record is from RefSeq and is a predicted model, not a curated record.
CUAUUUUCCAUCCAUCGGCUCCUUCGUUUGCUUCUGUUCUCAUCUUCGUUUUGAGGGCGAAUGAUUUUGUAUUACAGAAUUGAAAAACACAUCGUUCCUCAUCUACGUGGUCACUCUCUGUCACAAUGAUUGGGACUACCAUCGGCGGACCCUCACCAAUUCCUCGGUUUUUCGGUAAAUCUGCGGCAACCCACCAACAAAAUUACACCCCCAUCUUCAUGAUUUACAUUGUUGUAAUCUUUCUGAUAUAAUCACAGGUUUAGAACAAUGGGGUAAUCAUCAUUUUAAUCUUUUGUGGCCAAAGGAGGGGGUGAUUUCAAUUUUCAACCAGAAAUAUCGUGCCGGGAAUUUGUGAACGCCCUUCAUUCUGCUUUCGUUUUCAUUUCCAAUCACGACGGCGUGAUGGGGUUAUUUGGUUUCUGAAUCAAUUUCAUUCCAAUUUUCUCAUCGCACCGAAAUAUGGGUUGCGAAGAAAUUUUGUUGAUCACAAUCUACGCGAUAUUUUCCCUUCUUAUUCGCAGUAAUAUGGUGAACACUCGUAGUUGCUAAGUGUACUCUUCCAGUGAGGAGCCCCCUCGGAUUCUUUGAUACGGAUUCAUUAUAGGGUUUUUGUUUGUUUUCCUCCUUGAUUUUAUAUAUUGCAGUUCAAAGCUUCUUCGAGAGACUGAACCCGCGGUUUGAGUGCCACAUGGGAUUGGGAUUAAUCCGAAUAUUGAGGAAGAAACGAGAUUCAAUCCAACAAGCUGAAGAACCCGGAGGAUGGAAUUGCAACUGGGUUUGAUUGAACAAUCGCUUAACAGUCGCUAUUCGCUCUGGGUUCGUGAAGCUCUUUACGAUUUGUCGGAUAAUUUUACAAUCACUGACCCCAGUAUAGCGGGUCACCCAAUUGUGUUCGUGAGCCCUGGAUUCUUGAAGAUGACUGGAUAUACCAAAGAAGAGGUGAUUGGCAAAAAUGGUAGGAUGUUUCAGGGCCCAGAAACUAGUAGGAGCUCAGUAAUGCAAAUUCGUGAGGCAGUUCGGGAAGAGAAAGGGAUUCAAAUUAAUUUACUAAAUUAUCGCAAAGAUGGGACACCCUUCUGGGUUUUCUUCCAAAUGACCCCUGUUUUCAGCAAGGAAGAUGGGGGGGUCAUUCACUUUGUGGGUGUUCAGGUGCCGAUUUUGAAGAAUUCAAGAAAGUCUAGAUGUGGGUUCGUAAGAAUUCAAGGUGUUCCAUAUGAGAACGAAUUUAGAGCUUGCAAAAGUCUUUUAGGGUCCUGUCGCCGGGAGUUAUUGUCUGAUUCUAUCUCGGAACUAGAUUGUCUUUUGAAUAGAGAUUCACCACCGGAUUCUGAUAGUAGAGAUUCCAUAUUCAUUUUGAGGCAAAAGUACAAGUUUAUGGUCUGUUACCAUUGUUCAUUCAGAGCAUUAGUCACUUUUCCACUAGUUGUUAUUUUAUUUUUAUUUUCAUCUUUGGUUAUAAUAUCGGCCAUUGAGUUUCUACUGAGUGGAUAUCUCAUAGGAGUAGAGAUUGAAGAACCAUGUGAAGCAUGUGAUGAUGAGAAGCAAAGAGCUGCAAUUGCCAUUGGUAACAUCUUAUCUGUCCUAACUCAUUACAGUGAGGUAACUGGCAGAUUGGUGUGCGAAAGGAGAUGCAGCUUGCCUAGGGUGGGCAUUCUUUGUUCAUCCUUGAAUACAUCUCUUAAUAGAAUUAAACAGAGCUUUGUAUUAACCGAUCCAAACUUACCAGACAUGCCUAUAGUUUAUGCGAGUGAUGAGUUUUUGAAAUUAACAGGUUAUACUAGAUGUGAAGUGCUUGGGCGCAACUGUAGAUUCUUAAGUGGAAUUGACACAGAUUCUUCAACCCUUUUUAAGAUAAAGGAAAGUCUUCAGUCUGAACAAGCUUGCACCGUACGGAUUUUAAAUUACAGGAAAAAUAAGAGCUCAUUUUGGAAUGAUCUCCAUAUAUCACCUGUCCGUAAUGCUUCUGGCAAGGUAGCAUAUUUUGUGGGUGUCCAGAUGGAUGUAGAUGAUAAAAUACAGGAUGAACAUGGGUUGAACCCUAAGAUGAAGCAACUUAGCACUGUGGGUGCAGUCAGGGUGGCCGUGAGGAGCCUGUCGAUGACCGUGGGCUGUUCACAGGGCUAGCCCCUUUUCCACGUUUUGAAUAGUAAUACUAAAUUUUCUCUGUAAUUACAUCUUCUGAAGAGGUAUAUAAGAUAAGACAGUAGAUGUUCAUAAACAUUAUUGUAAAGUUCACAUUUUUCUAAUAUAUGGAAUGGAAAGUGCUUCAAUUUAAGUUGAAA